CGUGUUUGGAUAUAGAUAUAGAUUGACUUGAGUAUAGCCUUUAAUGAAUACGCAUAAUCAAUCGAAAAGAAAGUGAAGACUGCGAAAACAAUGCGCAGUUUUGAGGCUCUUUAAGCAGCUUCAGUUGACGUUAAUACGGAAGUUGGGUUUGUUGGUCCUGGUUCUUCUGCAUCACUGUUUCAUGUUUAGAGUUUAAAUCAGGGACGUCAGAGAGGAUAAAAAGUUAGAACCUGAGGAAUAAUGUCGGAGAAAGGCAGUGGACCUGUGGCCCGGACGGUGCUGCAGCAGUGUCUGCAGGCCAGGCUGCAGGUGAAACCAGCAGAGGAAGACUCAGAGGCCCAGUUUGUCCAGAUCGACAGGGGGAUGGUGAUCUACAUCUGCUUCUUUAAAGGAGCCACAGACGACAUCUUGCCCAAGAUGGUGUCCACUCUGCUGAAUGUACGGCUGUGUGAGUCCGACUCAGGGAAGAUGGUGUCGGUGCUGGAGCUCCCGGGCAGCGUGCUGAUCGUCCCUCAGGCCACGCUGGGCGGGAAGUCCAAAGGCAGAGCUAUGCAGUACCACAACAACAUCAGCAAGGAGGACGGGCUGCGGCUGUACGGCAGCUUCGUCUCUCUGUGUGAGAAGGAACUGGCGGCUGCUGCUUCAGCUGAGAGCGGAGCUGAAGUGAAACACGGGACUUAUGGGAACAGACAAGUGCUGAAACUGGACACCAACGGACCCUACACACACCUGAUGGAGUUCUGACCCGCAGGGAAGACGAGGAGUUGGACUUAAUGUUUGAAUAUUUACCAUCAAGGCUGCAGCAGCCAUCGAUGUAUCAUGUGAUUUAUAAUUUUGUGAUAAAAAAACAAAACACAGA
Messenger RNA from Acanthopagrus latus (yellowfin seabream), 859 nucleotides. RefSeq names its product D-aminoacyl-tRNA deacylase 2 (gene dtd2). NCBI's taxonomy places the organism in Eukaryota, Metazoa, Chordata, Actinopteri, Spariformes, Sparidae. Gene Ontology annotation, molecular function: D-tyrosyl-tRNA(Tyr) deacylase activity. Gene Ontology annotation, cellular component: cytoplasm. Bases 241 to 744 code for a protein of 167 amino acids. The record is from RefSeq and is a predicted model, not a curated record. Gene Ontology annotation, biological process: tRNA metabolic process. The transcript has 4 exons.